UGGAACAUCGGCGCUGAUUAACUUGUCACGAUUCUUUUCACAAGUUAGAAAACUUCGCAAUUUUGGUUUUGCAGUUAAGCAUCAUUUCAAAAUGGACACAUGGAUUGGUUUCCUGUUUUUGUUCACGAUUUCACCAUGCAUCGCUCUAGAAUGUCCCAGCUGUAAGCAUAUCGGCUUUGAAUACAUCAACAUGCCGGCCAAUUUCGAAAGUAAGCUGGCCGGUAUGAUGUCCUCCUUGGAUUCGUUAAAAAAUGAGCCAUGUUCUAAUAACACAGCCCCGACAGAGACCUGCGCCGUUUCCUCAGGUGUUGAUACAGUCAUUGACACGUGUAUCAGUUUCACAUUCACCAUGACGUGUAUGGGCUUCACAGCCUCUAAUCUGCCCGAUACCGAGAUGAGGAUUACGGUAGUGACGCGUGAGUGCAGCACAUCGCCGGUAGGCACCGAGGACUCUUGUCGAGAGAUUGAUACUGUUUUAGACGCCGAGGGUCAAGCUGAGAUUAUCAAGUCACUCGAGUCAAUGAACGAUUUAUUCGAAUCCGUCGAAUAUGAUGGUGACAUCUGCACCUCUUCGACCGAUUAUUUCACUACUAUCGCCAGGGUCACUGUCACUGACGGGGCUUCUAACACAACAGCAGGAGCACGCAAGAUCAACACGGAACCCACAAGCGGUUCGUCGACGAUCAUGUUCAUGCCAAUUACGGUUUUGGUAAUUGCUAUGUACCUUGUGUAAAUCCAUAGCAGAAAAAAUCCUGCUUAGGUGAUUUCGAACGGUUUUCCAGCAGAACAUAGUAUAUAAAGAGGUUGCUGGAGGGUCUUGAUAUGUAUCUGUGCAUUUGAUUGUUUGUUUAGUUUUAUUCGGACCAUAUUCGAGAAAUAUGAGAAAUAGACGAUAUUUUGUCGAAAGUGUUUACAAUUUGUUCUAAAGAAGGUCACACAAAUGUUUCAAAACUUGUUAUACAUAACAUCGUUUAUGAUUAUCCAGAUGAUAAAAGUGUAAACUAUCAUUUUCUUUCGAAAGUGACAGAUCAAUGCCUUAAAGCUUAAAGAACAACACCUUAACUUGUUAAGAUAUAAGGCAUUAUGUUAUUGCAUAUUUAUUGCGACUAUUGCAUCACCAGUCGCGAGAUGCUUAAAUACAUAUUUCCUCGAGAUUUCAUUUACAAUACAAUAUUGAAUAAAAAGGAAACUAUCCUAAAACAUACAAUAGCAACUGUGGUUUGCAAUAUUAAUUUUGACUUCCUAGUUUCUUUUUGCAUUAUGUUCAU
Molecule: messenger RNA, 1268 nt
Organism: Mya arenaria
Lineage: Eukaryota; Metazoa; Mollusca; Bivalvia; Myida; Myidae
Exons: 3
Coding region: 92-733 (213 amino acids)
Source: RefSeq, a predicted model, not a curated record